Paramecium tetraurelia is the source of this 1803-nucleotide messenger RNA. RefSeq lists its product as uncharacterized. The transcript is spliced from 5 exons. Gene Ontology annotation, cellular component: intracellular membrane-bounded organelle; membrane; cytosol. Gene Ontology annotation, molecular function: sterol binding. Lineage: Eukaryota; Ciliophora; Oligohymenophorea; Peniculida; Parameciidae. The record is from RefSeq and is a predicted model, not a curated record.
AUGGAGGGUUACUUAUAGAAAUGGGUUAAUCCAUUUUAACGAUGGUAGAAACGAUACUUUAUACUUAAUGAUCAUAUACUUACGUAUUGCGAUCAACCUGGAGGCAGAUCAAAAGGACAAAUCCAUCUGAAGGUGGCAGGAAUCGAUGAAAGCAAGGAUGAUGCUUUAAGAAUAAUCAUAAAUACAGGAACAGGUUAGAUUUUGUUGAAGGCAGCUACUGUCGAAGAGAAAAAUAAGUGGUUGAUCGCUUUAAAGAAAAAUCAGGAAUAUUGUUAAAGACAUUAAGUGUUUAAUUAUGGUUAAAGAAUUUAAGAACUUUUAACAGAUAUAUGGAGCAAUUUUGCAUUAUUUGAUGAAUAACUGACCUAUCUUCAAGAGAAAGUCACCUUGAGCAUGUAUAAAGAAAUCAGACAAUACCUAAAAAAUGGAAUUACCUUAUGUUGUACAUUGAUAGAAGAAGCAAAAAUAAAAUUAUAUGGGGAAUCAGAUACAAUAUAUGAGAGUUUCGAUUUUGAGAAUGAAAUUCCAUUAAAUACCUAAACAUCGAAUUACUCAAAUAGGUUAGAAGAAUAAAAAUAAAAUUAAUUAGAAAAUUUCAACUCCAAUCAGUUUUUGGAGAGUAUUAAACUAUUGAAUCCAAUCAAAUAUAAUAAUAUUAAAUUCAACAGAGUCUAUUCUAGAAUCAAUAUAACUAAUGAAGCUACGAGGAAAUGUUUGCCGUAUAAAUAGGAUCCAGAUGAAAAGUUUGCAUUCUGGCCAUUUUUAAAAGAGUGCAUAGGCAAAGACCUAACAAGAAUUCCAAUGCCAUUAUUAUUUCAUCAGCCUCUAUCUGCUUUGUAGUUUUUUGCAGCCUCAUUUGAAUAUUAUGAAAUCUUAAAACAGGCAGCAAGGGCAGAAGAUCCAUACAAAAGAAUGUCAUAUCUGAUAGUUUUUUCCUUGGUUAGAUGCAUCCUUGGAAUAGAUUGUCAAAAGAAAUUCUUCAAUCCUGUUCUGGGGGAAACUUAUGAAUACUUCACUCCUGAAUACAAAGUGAUAAGUGAAUAAGUGUGUCACCAUCCUCCAAUCACGGCUGUCCAUUGUGAAAGUGAAGAUUUCAUAUUAUCAAUCACAAUGGAAGCCACAGUUGGUUUCUCUGGAACCAGUAUCAAGGCUAAAUUACCUGGUUUAGUGCAUUUCAGAAAUAAAAAAACAAAUGAACAUAUGACUUAUUCAUUCCCCAGUAUUGCUGUUAAGAAUUUGCUAUUUGGCAAAAUGUAUUUCGAAUAAGUAGGCGAAGCUAUUUAUACUAAUCAUACAACAGGAGAUGUAGCAAUUUUAACAUUGAAGGAAAGAUCUAGUGAAAAAGAUGCUCAUUAGGUAAAAGCAGCAAUUAAAGACAAACAUGGAAAUGUUAGAUGCUAAUUAAGUGGGUAUUUCCAUAAAGAAAUUUAUGCCAACAAUGAAUUAAUUUGGAAAAGAAAUUAGGCUGAUCCAGAAAGUAGAUGGUAUUACUUUUAUUCUCAUCAUAUUUUGCAAUUAAAUCAUUUAAAUGAAGACAUUUUAAGAAAUAUACCACAGACUGACAGUAGAAUGAGAUCAGAUAUGAGAGCUUUGGAAUGUGGAUUCAAAGACCUGGGUUAAGAAGAAAAAGUCAGAAUUGAAGAAAAGUAAAGGGAAAGAAGGAAAAUAAUGGAGGAAAAGAAAUAAUAACAUAUUCCAAGAUUCUUUAAGGAAGAAUUUGAUCCAAUAUCUAAGAGAAACUAAUGGGUGUAUUUAUACAAUUAUGAGAAAGAGAAACAUUUAAUAGAUUUAGAUUUAUUUUGA